Drosophila guanche is the source of this 3401-nucleotide messenger RNA. RefSeq names its product fl(2)d-associated complex component. Lineage: Eukaryota; Metazoa; Arthropoda; Insecta; Diptera; Drosophilidae. The record is from RefSeq and is a predicted model, not a curated record. The transcript has 4 exons. The coding region runs from base 128 to 3166 and encodes 1012 amino acids.
UUGCGACUGUUCUUUCAGAUGUUUUCAAACACAAACUGCACUUAAAACCCAAAAAUCAUAGACGAUAAGCUGCACCGCAAGUUACACUCUUUUUUGAGACGCAGAUCAUUUUGCAGACAUUGAAAAUAUGGCGCUGCGCUUGCGUCGAGACGUGCAGAAGGCCUCGUACUAUGUGUGGUUCCUGGGCGCCGAGGAGGCCAAGGGAUUGCGCGGCCCACGCGUCAUCAAUUCAGUGCUGCCGUAUCUGGUGGACAGAUCGCGUGGCCAGGAGCCGCUGAAGGUGACGCUUCAGGUCUCCCACAAGGGCAUCAAAAUCGUGCAGGGGGCAUCAAAGCAUUUGAUACCCCACAGUGCCAUAACCAGCUCCGUGCAGACCGACGACAUCGUGGCCUGUGUCCUUCUGCUGUAUAAUCCGGCCACCAAGUGUCCGCUCCAUGUCCACGCCUACCGCUGCGACUCGGAGACAACGGCGGAGGCCCUGCACCUACAGCUGCAGGUCCUCAUCAAUCGUCCCGACAAUCAAAAACGAUUCGAGGAGCUGGAAACAAGAUUGGGAAUCCUGCCGCCCAUUCCAAUCAGCAGCAACAACAACAACCAUCACAUUGGCAGCAACAGCCACGACAAGCGACACGAGUCGAACACAAAGUCCUCCCAGCAUCACCAGCAUCAUCAGUCACAACAAUCGGCGCCCUCCGCUGGCUAUGCGCCCCACCAGAGUCGCCGCCACGAGACAUCAUCGCCGAAGCGCUUCAGCAGCUCUUUGGGCAGCGACACCGGAAACAGCACUCGCGAGUCCGAGUGCAGCGAGGAGCAUGGAGUGGCAGGCUCACCAGUCUCCCGGUCGCCGCCCCACGGAAAGCACCAUCCGCCCCAGCCCCAUCCACAUCCGCUGCACCAUCCGCCACUGACGCCGCAGCAGAACAGCGAGCUGUUCGACUCGCUGGCCGCCGAACUGCGGGCCAAGCUCAAUGGCAAUGGACCGCCGCUGCUGCUGCCGCCCCGCGACUACGACACCGUGCACCGCUCCAAGGGCAACCUGACGGCCAUCGAGCUGCGACGCUGUCGCAACGCAUUGAUUGUGGGUGGCUCGCCGAAGGGUCCAGCGGCAGGCGGCACGCCCCAGCCACUGGCCACGGCCAAUGCCAUUGGCAAGCAGGUGUCGUCGAGGGGAUCCUCGGGCAUUGGCUCAGAUCUGGCGCCCAGCCCAGAAAGGCAGGAGCUCAAUAGCUCCAGCGAUGACGAGCACUGGUCAAAUGAGGCGGACAACUCGGUGAUAGCACUCAAACCGUCACAAAUUGCAAUCCCGCAUCAUGUGCAGUUGAAGCGGAAGAGCGCCGUGCAGCCGCCCGAGGAUAGUUAUCUGAGGGAUCUGCCGGCCAAGCCGUAUCAGCCCAGGCCAAGCGAUCGAGAAUUGGAAAGGGAGCGAGAAAGGGAACGCGAACGGGAACGUGAAAAGGAGAGGGAGCGGGAACGAGAACGCACCAAGACCCCAGCGUCAGUCUCAAAUAAGCCCUGGAAUCGUGAGGAUGACAUUAAGCCGAUCAUUUUGCGACCAGCCGACUACGAUGCAAAAUUCAAUCGUGUCAUGCAGCAGGAGCAGCCCCCACAGACGGGCCAGCAGCAGCAGCUACAGCUGCAGCCGGCAAAGCUGCGGGAUACGGACAAGUACAAUGAGAUCAAUCGAUUGCUCAACAAGAAGCUAUCCAGCCAUGACAGAGAACGGGAGCGCAAGGGACGCUCGUCCCGUCUCGAUGAGAAUCUCGAUGACUUUGAGGAUUCGGAUGUGGAUCCGGGGCACGAGAAGCUGCCGCCGCAGCAGCAGCAGCAGCACCAUCACCGCAAGGAGAACCUGACGGACAAACAGAAGUUCAUGGAGUACACUUCAAAGAAGCAGCAGCUGCAGCUGCAGCACAGCCACCAUCAGAUGCACAAGUCCUAUGCGGCUGAGGAGUCACAGCGGUAUGGCGGCAGUCGUCAUCGCUAUGUAGAGCCAUCGGAGCUGCCGUUCGAGCAGAUGCCACAGCCGGCACAGGGCAGUGGUGGUGGUCCCCCGGGCGCUGGUCACAACAAAUAUGCUGCAGUGCAUCGGGGCUCGGAUCUGGGCCAGCGAACCACAGAAAGAAGGCAUGAUCGGGAGCGUGACAGAGACAGGGAGAGGGAGAGGGAGCGCGAACGGGAACGAGAUCGAGAUCAUUCGCGGGAUCGUAAUCCGUAUCGCGAGGCGGAGAGCCUGCCCUAUAUCCAGAGCAUGGAGAAGAUGAUGAAGUCGACGGGCAUGCGAUACGGCGAGCCCCCGAAUCCAGAUCCACGCAAGCCACGCUCCGAGCGGGAGCGAGAACGUGACAGGGAUAGGGAUAGGGGAGACUUUGUGGCGCCAGCACCCAGCCAGGCAUCGCAACGGGAUCGCUUCCAUGAUGCCAAGGACAAGUUCCGGGCCAUGGAGCAGCGCCCCGGCAGUCGCUAUGACCUCGAUGAGCGCGAUAUGCCCACGACCGUCUCCCCGUCCGUUCCUGAUCCCUAUAGAUCCUCCUCGCGACGCAGACGAGGCUCUGUGGAGCCACCAGCCACAUAUGAGCAGUGGAGCGAGGAGGAAGAGGUGCCACAUCCCAAUCCACAUCUCGAUCGCAAUCAAUUGAGUCGAUCCCGGGCACGUUCCCGCAGCGACUGGGAGCCGGAGCCGGAGCCUCAGCCGCAGUCACGGCGCGUACCCGAGCGACGUGACAGAGAGAGGGAACGGGAGCGGGAGCGGGAUCGUGACUACAAUCGCCGAGGCGAGGAGAUUCCUUUGCCACGAGAGCAAUCGAGGGACCCCUAUCGCCAUGACAGAGACCGCGAGCGAGAGCAGGAAAGGGCGAGGGAUCCGCACCAGGGUCGCCAUCCGGUGCGGGCUCAUUCCCGCGAAUACUUGCAGACGUCGGAGACCAAAUCGAGCUCAGGCUCGGCCCGGGGCCACCACAUCGAGCGCUAUCCCUCGCCCGCACCGACGCCGAGCAGCAGCAACGGCAGAUCCGCGGAAGGUGGAGGAGUCGGUGGAGGUGGAGUCUCAUCGUCCGCCUCCGGAAAGCCCCUGGCCAGCAUGCCCAAGGGCUAUCGUCACAGCUAUGCGGAGCCAGUGUUUGCCCGUUCCGGCGGACGCGUUGGUCUGGCUGCCGUCAAUCCCUACUAGGAGAUUCGCGUAGAAGCAAGAACCGUGCAACGAAAUCCAUACUAAUCGAAUUGGAAUAAAUAAUAUAAAUAUAUAAAGAUAUAAAGAAAUAUAUAGCUACAUAUAUAUAUAUAUAUAUAUCCACUUGUAUUUUAAGAGACGAAUCCAUUUGCGGACCAAAUUCCAUCCCUCCACACAUACUGCCCCUGACACUGACACUGCAACAUAUAUAUAUAAAUAUAAAUAUUUAGAUAUU